AUGAUGGGUAAACUUCGGGAGUCCCUGGCUGGUCCAGGAUAUAUCAUCCUCAACAUCGUCCGUGCUUUCAAUAUCAUCGUCUUCCUCGACUUAAUCGCAGCCUGCGUGGUCAUGUUGGUGAAAACCAAGACUACCAAUGGCUUUUUCUUCUUUCAAGCCGUCACACAUGCCGUAGUGGCACUCAUCAGUAUUUUCCUGAUCAUCUCCGAGCUUCCUAUCCUGCGCGGAUACUUCAACCGCCAAUGGCCUCUGUUCGGCGAAGAUGCUAGCUUCGUAACACUGGCAGCCAUCAUGAUGAUCCUUGGAGUCGCAACAUUGGGCAACCUGAACUCCGCCGCCCUGAGCCAGAAGUCACUGGGACUAUCAUUCUGGCAGAUUGUAAUCUCCGCUGGCGUCCUAUCCAUGGUGAUGAGUGUGAUCAAUCUACUCACGACAUUCAUUUUUACCGAUCGCAAGGCAGGUGUCAGUGCCCGCCACAUUCGGGCGUAUGGUGCCGUGGCUCCACAAAAGGUGGUGAGUCGAACCAGCAGCCGCCGCUCAUUUCAGCUCAGUCUGAAGCGUGAAGACUCCCUCCCUACCUACACCCGCGAACGCGAACCAGCCCUCAAGCGAGCCUCUCGGCGAUUGACAGAACGUUUUCCUCUUAAGAUCUCGUCGCCACUUGGCAAUACCAAGAACGCUGCCAACGCCAAUGACGCCGCCUCGUCCAAGUACUCGCGGGAUUCGGGUGAGGUUCGGAUGCCAGAUCCUGCGCACCACCCGGCCAUGUACUCGGGACAUGUCUAG
This is a messenger RNA of Penicillium verhagenii, 786 nucleotides long. RefSeq lists its product as uncharacterized. NCBI's taxonomy places the organism in Eukaryota, Fungi, Ascomycota, Eurotiomycetes, Eurotiales, Aspergillaceae. The transcript is spliced from 3 exons. The coding region runs from base 1 to 786 and encodes 261 amino acids. The record is from RefSeq and is a predicted model, not a curated record.